AUCUACCUGCUCUGCAGGGUUACUGUGUACCUUCCAUAACGCCUCCUUUUUUUUCCUUUAUAAAAAGUCUACUUAACUUAGCUGUUGGAGGAUAUCGAGAGGCAACCCACUUUCUUCCUGCAACUCUUUUCCACUCUUCAUCGAUCCCCUCCAGCUUCACCCAUGGCUGCGUUCUUCAGAUCCCUCCUUGCUCUCCUCCUCUCCUCCCUCUUCCUUUCCCACAUCCCAGGUGAGGUGUCAGGCACAACUAUAACCAUGUACAACAAGUGCAGCCACCCAGUAUGGCCAGGGAUCCAACCCGGCGCAGGAAAGCCCAUCUUAGCUCGCGGCGGCUUCAAGCUCCCGCAAAACAAGGCCUACACCCUCCACCUCCCCGCCCUCUGGUCCGGCCGCCUCUGGGGCCGCCACGGCUGCGCCUUCGACGCCACCGGCCGCGGCCGUUGCGCGACCGGAGACUGCGGUGGAUCACUCUUCUGCAACGGCAUCGGCGGCACACCGCCGGCCACCCUCGCCGAGAUCACCCUCGGAAACGACCAGGACUUCUACGAUGUCAGCCUGGUGGACGGUUACAACCUCGCCAUCUCCAUCACCCCCUCCAAAGGCUCCGGAAAAUGCAGCUACGCCGGGUGCGUCAGCGACCUCAACAUGAUGUGCCCGGUGGGUCUCCAGGUCCGGUCACACGAUAAAAAGAGCGUGGUGGCGUGCAAGAGUGCUUGCUUUGCUUUCAACUCUCCCCGUUACUGUUGUACCGGCAGCUUCGGAAGUCCUCAGGCGUGCAAGCCGACGGCGUAUUCAAGGAUUUUCAAGGCCGCUUGCCCCAAGGCAUACUCUUAUGCUUACGAUGAUCCCACCAGCAUCUCCACUUGCACCGGCGGAAACUAUUUGGUCACCUUCUGCCCUCACCGGCGCUAAACCAUCAGUAUUAUUAUUAUUAUUAUUAUUAUUACUAUUAUUAUUAUACUCCUAGAGUAUUUGUGGGUGAUGGGUCUUGUAGUUGUAUUGCAAUAUCAAAGCAAAAAGGCAGGGAUUCGGCGGAGAAGAGAAGGGCAUUUUGGUAAAUUGCUUUAGCACUUCUCUAUGAGCUGGAAAGCUCUCCCAUUUGGGGCUCCAACAUCAAUCAGCCGUCCUUGUCAUAAUGCAAACCUAGAGUAACUUUUAUUUCUACUGCGCAUAUCUUGAAGGAAGUCUUGAACACUUUUAAUAGAUAUAGAGGAUUCCUAUUUACCGUAUUA
This is a messenger RNA of Corylus avellana, 1232 nucleotides long. The record is from RefSeq and is a predicted model, not a curated record. Lineage: Eukaryota; Viridiplantae; Streptophyta; Magnoliopsida; Fagales; Betulaceae.